Mytilus trossulus (common blue mussel) is the source of this 3237-nucleotide messenger RNA. Its product is annotated as collagen alpha-4(VI) chain-like. The transcript is spliced from 10 exons. NCBI's taxonomy places the organism in Eukaryota, Metazoa, Mollusca, Bivalvia, Mytilida, Mytilidae. The coding region runs from base 1 to 3237 and encodes 1078 amino acids. The record is from RefSeq and is a predicted model, not a curated record.
AUGAAAAACUUUGUUAAGGAACUCCUCCGAAAUGCCGAUAUUGAUAAUGAUCGUGCUAGAGUCGGUAUUGUGACUUAUAGCACCAGAGUAAACGUCGAAUUCGAACUGAAUACCUAUCAAACAAGCACAGACGUCGAUACCGCUGUUGGAAAUAUCAAAUACACGUAUGGUAGCACCAAUACAGCAGACGCCAUUGCCAAAAUGAGAGAAAUGUUUUCUCAAAGAAAUGGCGACAGACCAGGUGUUCCAAACGUCGGAAUAAUCAUCACAGAUGGUGUGUCUAACAUAAACUCCCGUCGAACCAUACCGGAAGCAGUAGGUGCAAGGGACCAAGACAAUAUCCAUGUAUACGCCAUAGGUAUUGGUUUAGCUGAUACAAGGGAGUUAGAUGGAAUGGCUUCUGUACCAAUUGAUGAAAACAGGUUCACAGUUAAGUCAUUUGACGAACUGAGAGGAUUCGACAGAAAAAUAUUUCAAGCUAUUUGCAAGGUUCCUGUAACUCUGCCUCCUUCAACAUCAAGUUGUGCUGGUGCAAAGAUUGAUCUGGUCAUUAUACUGGAUUCAUCAACAAGUGUUGGAGAUGCCAAUUAUAAAAAGAUGCUGACAUUUUGUAAAGAUUUUCUGACCAAUGCGGACAUAGAUUCAGGAAAUGUCAAGGUCGGUGUUUUAUCCUACAGCACAGGAGUCAAUGUUGAGUUCUAUCUCAAUAGUCAUUCGACCCAACAAGACAUAUUUAAUGCCAUUGACAAUAUUCCCUAUAGAUAUGGUAGUACCAACACAGCUGAUGGGUUAAAAACAAUGCGUACAGAUCUAUACACAUCACGUAAUGGCGACAGAGAUGGUGUCCCUAAUGUGGUGAUCAUAUUGACAGAUGGUGUAUCCAAUAUCAAUUCCAGAAGAACCAUUCCAGAAGCAGUUUUGGCGCGAGGUGACGGCAUACAUAUUUAUGCCGUAGGUAUCGGUUUACGGGAUACUAGAGAACUGGAUGCGAUAGCCACACCCCCUGCAUCAGAGAACAGUUUUAAUGUACAAAGUUUUGAUGAAUUAACAGCUUUAAGUGAAAAAGUGUUUCAAGCUUUCUGUCCAGUUGCAACAACAUCAGAGCCUGUUAAAGAACUGCAUGGUUAUGACAUCGUAAUUAUAGUAGAUUCGUCAGUUGACACAACUCAAUUUGCAUCCUUCCAGAAGUUUGCCCGAAGAUUCGUUAGACAAGCAAAAAUAGAAGACGGGGAAUAUAGAAUAGGUCUAUUACGUUAUAGUACGGAUGCUGAUGUUCAAUUUGAUUUGAAUUCAUAUGACACGACAAGAGAUGCUAGGUUCAAAGUGGACUCCAUGACACACAAGGCUGGUGACCCAAACACGGCAAAUGCAAUCGAUCAUGCUACACGACAGAUGUUCCGAACAGACAAGGGUGAUCGAGCAUAUGCAAGGAAUUAUAUAAUAUUAUUGACUGGCCAGGAUCGUAGUCUGAGUACAAAUGAGUCCUGGGCUGCAGCAGAGCGGGCAGAAGAUAACGGGAUACAGUUAUAUGUUGUAGGAUUAGAAAUAGAUGAUACAACAGAAUUAGAUGAGACUCCAUCACACCCACUGUCAACUUAUCAAUAUCUUACAAGAACAGAAAGAGAAAUGCUGGAGGUUCCUGAUAAAAUUAGAGAAACUUUACCCCCAAUGCCAAAGACUCCUCCACCAAUGAGACCAAGACCAAGAUUAGCUACACCCAUUCCUGUUACAUUACCAACACCAGCUGCAGGAGGAUGUGCAUUAGCUAAAGUAGAUAUGGUCAUUAUUCUUGAUUCUUCAACCAGCGUAGGAAGUGCUAACUACGAUAAAAUGAAAGAUUUCUGCAAAGAUUUUCUCAAAAAUGCUGACCUGGAUUCUGGUAAUGUACGUGUUGGUAUAUUGUCAUACAGUACAGCUGUUAAAGUUGAAUUCUACCUCAACAGCUUCUCUACCUCACAAGAAAUACUUGACGCAAUCGAUAACAUUCCUUAUCGUUAUGGCAGCACAAACACAGCCGAUAGUUUACAAAGAAUGAGAGAAGAAAUGUUUUCUGUUGCAAAUGGCGACCGUCUAGGUGUUCCAGACAUUUGUUUGAUUCUAACUGAUGGUGUAUCGAAUAUUAAUUCCAGAAGGACCAUUCCAGAGGCAGAGAAGUCUAGGGCAGCUGGUAUCCAUAUCUACGCUAUUGGUAUUGGAUUGCAAGAUACAAGGGAGUUGGAUGGAAUAGCUUCAGUACCUUCAAGUGAAAACAGCUUUAAUGUUCAAAGUUUUGAUGAAUUGUCUGUUUUGAGUGAACGAGUUUUCGAGGCAUUUUGUCCAGUUGCCACCACAGUGAAACCACAGGAAACCGGAUACGAUUUGGUCGUUAUUCUUGAUUCUUCCGUUUCCCAAGAAUAUUUUGAUUGGAUGACAACAUUUACCAAAAAUCUUGCUGAUACAGUUAGUAUCGACGAUGACGAAUUUAGAGUUGGUUUGUUGAGAUAUAGCACAGAUUCUAAUGUUCAAUUCAAUCUGAAGGACUAUCAGUCCAGUGGUGAUGUCCAGAAUGCUGUUGAUCAGGUCGGAUACAAAGGGGGAAUAACAAACACAGCCCAAGCCAUAGAUACUGCUAGAACCCAGAUGUUCAGACCUGACCAGGGGGAUCGUGACUAUGCCAGAAACUUUAUAUUGCUGAUAACUGGUCAGGAUAAGAGUUUGAGUACAAAUGAUGCUUGGCGAGCGGCAGAGAGAGCAGAGACAGACGGAAUCCAGUUAUAUGUUAUGGGAUUGAAUAUUAAUGAUCGUGAGGAACUGGAUGAAACCUCUUCUCAUCCUUUGAACACCUAUCAGUAUUUAUCAAGGAGUGAGAGAGAACUGGCUGAAGUUCCUCCACAGAUUUAUGCUGAUCUUCUUGGAAUGGCAAAGAAUCCACCUCCAAUGAGACCAAGACCAGUGAAACCUGAUGUAAAUAUUAAACCAUACAGAAGCACUGUACGUUACGGUGGACCUGUGACAAUAGAAUGUACAGUGAGGUCAGGUAUACCUGUCAAGGAAGUCACAUGGUAUCGAGUCCAAGGUGAUUCAAGGACACCUGUUGUAGUAGAUGGUAGAAAAUACAGUGGUUCUACAGUACGUGUACCCUCUCUUACCAUAAACAAUGCAGACUUCCAAGAUGAAGGUACCUAUGUAUGUACUGCAGAGAACGCUGCUGGUGUAGGAUCAAGUCCUAAUGGUGAUAUUGAUGUAACUGGAGGUUAG